Molecule: messenger RNA, 1475 nt
Organism: Diachasma alloeum
Lineage: Eukaryota; Metazoa; Arthropoda; Insecta; Hymenoptera; Braconidae
Exons: 4
Coding region: 210-1352 (380 amino acids)
Source: RefSeq, a predicted model, not a curated record
CACUCGCAGACGUUUCACCCGGAGGACCACUGAGCUCAUUGUUCACGUGCUCCUUGCACUGAAUCAACAAAUUCCUCAGCAUUCCUCCAUUUUUUCAAAUAAUAAAAUUGAAAAAUCAAGCUAGUGAAUUGACAAUGAGUUAUCAUCAUGAGAGAUUACUUUGAAAAAUUCGAAUCUGUAUUAAACGAGCAAAAUGCAUCCACGGAAAUAUGAUACGGCCGGUGGUGAUGAUUCUGCUGAUUGCACAGAGGGUGACCAGCGAUGGAGGCAGGGUGAGAGGACUUGUAAAGUCAUGGGCACCAUUAGUCUGGCUAGCACCUGGGGAAAGAUUCAUGCCCCUUGGAGUACCGGAGUUCCUCGAGCACGUGCAAGCCGGUGACAAUUACCUCCGCACGCGCACUGAUGUUGUGACGUUGCUGAGGAAUGAAUCGUCGUUUCUGUAUGGCAAGCAGCCGGCUGGCAAGGUUCCAAUCUACGCGCUGGUGAAGAACUGUGAAGAGCCAGGUAAGACGUCCAACUCCAUUGAGAGAACAAUACGAAGGCGCGAGAUAUUGUCCGCAGAGCUCUACCAGUCGCUUCAGACCAAUGAGUUGCCGUUGAGUAUCAAGCAAACCAUCACUAAAAUGACAACAUCAAUGCCAGAAGCGAAUAAUGACGAUGGAAAACUCAUUAAUGAUGAUAGCAGAUUGAGGAAGCAAGUGCACUUUCACGUGACCUAUUGGAUGUUUUAUCCUUUCAGCGAGGGAAAGGCCGUUUGUGUUCUGGAUCUUGGGUUUUUUGGUACGUGGCCUAUUCCGACAGUAGGGGGAGUCUGUCUAGGUAGACUCAAGGAGUAUGGUAAUCACGUGGGUGAUUGGGAACACAUGAGUCUCUACUUCAAGGGGGAUGAUUAUCCUGUCGCCAUGUACGUGUCCGCUCACGACGCUGGGGCAUUCUACCGGUACGACCUGAGGACUGGGACUUUCGUUUAUGAGAGCCAGGAGACGCGCAAGGGUAUUUUCCAAAAGCCCAUUUUCCCGGAACAUGUUUUCACUUCUGGCGGAUCGCAUCCUGUGUUGUUCAGUGCCAAGGGGUCUCAUGGACUGUGGACAGCACCGGGGAAGCACAAAUUCGUGAGACUACCGAGACUGUACGACGAGAGUGGAUUUGGAAUCGCUUGGCCCACGUGGAAGAGGCUGGAGGUGCUCCCCGAUGACGAGGCUGGAGGCACUCCUGCCUGGAUGAGCUUCAGGGGAAAGUGGGGGAAUCCCAGGAGCAAUUGUCAUCCUCUUGUCAGACUUGGGUUCAACAUCUGUGAGUUUGUGGAUGGACCGACUGGUAUUCCUACCAAAAAAGGACGAUUCCAAUGUUGAGUGGUUUCGUGAGAGAAACUGUUGAUUUUUUAAAUUUUUAUUAGUCUUUGUUUUUUUGUAAUGAAUAGUGAUUUUUUUAGUCAUGGAUAAUAAAUUAUGGGAUAGGUUAUUGUUGCAAAAGGA